Pseudonaja textilis is the source of this 4552-nucleotide messenger RNA. Lineage: Eukaryota; Metazoa; Chordata; Lepidosauria; Squamata; Elapidae. The record is from RefSeq and is a predicted model, not a curated record.
CUCCGUCACCGCCACCCUUUACACGGAGCUAGCAACCUCUUCCCGCACCAUUGAGCUGGAAUGGAGGAGCUUCACGAAUCUCUGGAAGACGUUUUGCUGUUCACCCUUGACGACCUCCUUGGGGAAGAUUUCAAGAGGUUCAAGCACAAACUCAGCUUUUCCUACCUGGAGGAGAAGGACCCCAUUCCCUGGAGCAAGUUAAAGGAUGCCCAUACACUGGACGUGUUGCGGCUUCUCUUGGAGGCCUAUGGAGAGCAGGGCGCGCAAGAUGUAACCAUCAAAGUCCUCCGUGCCAUCAACAUGCGAGAUUCCGCCUCUCGACUCCAAAAAUGGAAGUAUGAUGAGUUCAGGAAGAAAUAUAAGAGGCACAUCCAAGGGGUUUUUCAAAAUCUUCCUCAACUUGGCCCGCACCCCAAUCGGAAGGUGUCCCUCCAAGAAAACUAUGUAGAACUUCUUCUCAAGCGGAGAUCGGAUCUGCCCAAAAGAGGUCAUGAGAUGAUGGCCGUGGAAAGAAGGCACCGGGAGAUGAAGACCAAUCCAAAAGAUGGUCCGGAGGUUGACCUGGAGAACUUAUUUCAUCCACAUCCUGAAGGAGAAAACUCAAAAACUGUCCUGUUGCUUGGACCUUCUGGGGUAGGUAAAACCACAGCCGCGUGGAAAUUCAUGUUGGACUGGGCAUCAGAUAAACUAUGGCUGACCAAGUUUGAUUACGCCUUUUAUAUCUCUUGCAACGCCCUCCGAUGUGGCCCUAAGCUUAUGAGCGCAACGGAGAUGAUCCUCAACGGUUGUCCUCCAGGAAUGGUUUCCAUGGAGGACGUUUUGGCCAACCAAGAAAGCCUCCUCCUCAUCGUUGAUGGUUUUGAGGACUUGAAACUCUGUGAUGACCCAGCUCAUACACUGAACAAGGAUCCCCAUCGAAAGCAAGAGGUGGUCAACCUGUUGAUGGGUCUGCUUAGGAAAAAGAUCUUCCCCAAGUGUCAUCUCCUGGUGACCACAAGGCCUAUGGGGGUGAGACCACUGCUGAAGUGUCUGAGAUCACCACUCUUGGUAGAUGUGUUGGGUUUUGACCCUCUUCACAGGAAGGAAUAUUUCCACCGCUUCUUUCCAAAUACGGGACAAGCCAACCAGAUCUUUGAACUGGUCCAAAGAAAUGAGACUCUUUUCAGGAUGUGCUUCCUCCCCGCAACCUGUUGGGUCGUUGGCUCCGUUUUUCAACAAAACCCACAAGCAGAGCUUCUUCAAGACAUCCCAGAAACGGCCACGCUUACCGAAAUUCACCUGCGUCUCCUCUUGACUUUCUUGGGGACCAAUUCCAAGCCAAGCCACCUGGAAGACCUCUGCGCUUUAGCAAAAGAUGGAAUACUCCAGGGAACAUUGGUUUUCCGUGAAGAAGAGCUAAAGGAACGUGGUUUGGAUUGUUACUUGGCUUCAGACCCUCCUUCUGCAAGUCAGGAAGUCUUGCGCCAAGACGUUCGGGUGGAGACCUUGUUCAAGUUCAUCCACCUGGGUUUCCAGGAGCUUUUUGCGGCCUUGUUCUACCUGCUCGACACUAAGACAACCAGAACACCUUACCAAGACCUAUUUGGAGAUCAGAAGGAGUGCAAGAGCAAGUAUCUCAUGUUGAUCCAUUUUCUCUAUGGCUUGUCCAAUGUGGAAAGGAUGAGCGUCCUUCAAGAAUCCUGGUCUUUCAAGCUAUCCGAGACUAAAGUUUCGCCAGAAUUGCUAAGGUGGGUGGAUCAGGAAGCCAAGGCGCACUCCUUUAAAAGGGAAGAGGAUCUGCUGGAAUUGUGUCAUUGUGUUUACGAAAUGAAGGACGGGGUCUUUGCCCGGAAAGCAAUGAAGAAUGUCCAUGAUUUGGAUCUCAGAACACAACUUUUAACCAAGCUGGACUUGGACGCUUUAUUGUUUUGCCUGUCAGCUGUUGAAGCUUUGAAUUCAAUCCGUCUCUCUGGCUGUGAGUUUGGACCUCGAAGAUUCCGACAACUUUUGACAGGAUUCCUGAAAUCUUCAGAGAUCCAGCUGAACCGCUGUGGUCUCUCUCCCACCUCAUGCAAAGACUUGGCACCCAUCACAAUGGCCAACGCAAGGCUGACCGGUCUGGACUUGGGUGAAAAUCCCUUGGAGGAUUCUGGGGUUUUCUAUUUGUGUGAAUGGCUGCUUCAGCCCACCUGCCCACUUCAAACCCUCAGGCUGCCUUCCUGCAACCUCACGGCUGCCGUCUGCCGGCCCCUUUCCCAAGUCCUGGAAUCCAGCUCUUCCCUUCUGGAGCUCCACCUGGGGGCGAACCCUCUGGGCGACGGGGGAGCAAAGCAGCUGUGCCAAGGGCUGGAUCACCCCUCUUCUCGGCUGCAGAGACUCAUCCUUCACUCCUGUGGCCUGACCGCUGGUGCAUGCGAAGGCUUGGCUUCUGUUCUGGAAACCAGCGAGACCCUCGUGGAGCUGAACCUGGGCGAUAACAGCCUGGGAGAUGAAGGGGUCAGGCAGCUGUGCCAAGGGUUGAGACAAAGGCACUGCAAGCUUCAAAGGUUGAUACUGACAAGGACAGCGUUGAACCGAAACACAAAGGCGAAAUUGGAGGCCGCUUGUAUGAGGCAUCCUGGCUUAGUUCUAACUUCCUACUAUCCUCCGGAUUUUCCCCGCUUCCCAGGCUUCCAAUGCCACGUGACGGAGGCGUUUUCCUGGAGAGCGAAUUCCGCCCACAGCAGCUCUGGACCAAUAGGAAGAAAAGGGCGGUGCUCCCUUUCUGCGCAGGCGCACGUCUUUCCCGCCCUCUGCGUUGGGCGCAUGCGCAGCCCUUCUUUCGCGCUGAGGGAACCUGGAAGGCGCCAUUUUGGUUGCCGAGCGGCGGCGUCGGUGGCCAUCGCACUGCAGACCAUGGAGAAUUACCAGAAGUCCAAGGUGGUGGAGAAGCCGCCUCCCCUCCCUUUCGCCAACUUGCCCUCAGACAUCAUUGAAAUGAAAGUGAAGGAUGGGAGCAAGAUCCGGAAUCUGAUGGGCUACGCCAUUGGCAAGAUGGAGCAAGAGACCACGAGGCAGAUGCUCUUCAGCGGAGUCGGCAAAGCCAUCAACAAGACCAUCACCUGUGUGGAGAUCAUGAAGCGGAGGCUGAAGGGCCUCCACCAGGUCACCAAAGUGUUCUUUCAGCAAAUAGAGGAGAUCUGGGAGCCCAUCGUGCCCGAGGCUGGCCUGGACCCCUUGACCGUGAAGAGAAACAUCCCUGCCAUUUGUGUUCUGCUGAGCAAAGACCCGCUAGAUCCUCAGGAGCCGGGGUAUCAGGCUCCCGGCUCUUUCAAUGCCUUCUGGCUGGAAACACUGAAUUCGGAGUCCCAGAGUCAGCCGAAAAGGAAGAAAGGCGGCGGGAGAGCGGCCAGCCAUGCAGGAAAACAUCCUUCCUCAGCUUUUUGAGAAGAAUCCCCAAAAAAGUGAUAAGCCUCAAGUCGAGCUGAGUAAAUUACUUGCCUACAGAGCCAGAGAAAACCGGUCGCUUUUCACAUUGAGAGAGGAAGAUUGAGGAUCCCGAGGGAAGGAAAGAGGCUGAUUUAAAGGAAGUAGAAGAAAAGAGGCUUGAAAUUUCGGAACUGCCUGGGUCAGGUUGAUCAUCAGCACCUGGCAAGGUGGUUCUUUUUUUCCUUUCGGAAGGAAAGAAAUGCUCUGGUGGGUUGUUUUGAGUUCUUGAAGCAAUAAUGAUUAAAAAAAAAAAGAGCCUUCCUGGUUGAGGGAGAUGUGGAGAAUCUGCCUGUUUACCAAGGUGGGGUAGCUAUGACGUUUGCCUGUUUUCCUCAGGGGAUGAGUAUUGAAUGUUACACGAAUCUUAGGAUCUACUUAUGUGAGAGGGCAGGUAUCCUUUGCUUCCAUCAAAAUUUGAUGGCGACAGGAGAAGGGUGCUCUGUUUUUUUUAAUAAUAUUCUCUGGUUUUAACACUGGGCUCUCCAAACUUGGCAGCUGUAAGACUUGUAGACUUUAACUUCCCAUGCGCUGGCUGGGAAUUCUGGGAGUUUGAAGUCCACAAGUGGCCAAAUUUGGAGACCCCCUGCUGUAACCGAAGCAACUGCCUUCCCGUGAAGAGAUUGCCUUGUUUGAUACAGCAUAAAGAUGAGACGGUCUUGUCUUGACUGCCCUGCAUGCAGAAGGUGCAGCUUAUCAUGUCUAAAGACGGUUGGAAAAAUGCUGAGGUUAUUUGAUUGUUAAAAAAAAAACAUAGAUUGUACAACAGUACUAUUUUAGUAUAUUUUAUUUAUAGGGGUUUUUUUUCAACGUUUGAAAAGGUUUCUUUGGUCUAUGAAAGGGUGGUUGCUAGUUCAGACAAUUGAUCGUUAUCUCCAGUCCUUCUGUUUCCCUCCAUAAGUGGUGCCUGAGUGUUGCCUGAGAAAGUGAAAGAUGUCAUGAAGAGCAUUUUCCCUUUUUAGCUGAUGCAACUGCGGUUCUCCGUUUAUCUGUGAAAGCAUUGAUGCUCCAGAGAUCCUACAUGGGGCAGGAAUUUUAUCUGUGGCUGCGUUGACAAUACUGGUGGAUUAUUUGCGUUCAAUCAUACCAUUAAAAAAAAUUCUUAGUA